UCAUUUCAUUCAAGUGCUUGUACCCUCACCCUCACUUGGCGUUCAAAAGUAUCUUUUCCCUCCUUAAUUUCUUUGGUGGUUUUAAGUCUCAAAGCAAAUGGAAAAGCUGAAUUUUGUUAAAAAUGGAGUGAGCAAAUUGCCUCCUGGUUUUCGUUUUCAGCCAACAGAUGAAGAACUUGUCUUCCAAUACUUGAAAUGUAAGGUCUUCUCCUACCCUUUGCCUGCUUCUAUCAUUCCCGAGAUCAAUGUCUGCAAACAUGAUCCUUGGGAUUUGCCAGGGAAUUGUGAUCAUCAAGAAAGGUACUUUUUCAGUCCGAAGGAAGCAAAGUAUCGAAAUGGUAAUCGCAUGAAUCGAACAACCAAGUGUGGCUAUUGGAAAGCAACGGGAUCAGACAAGAGAAUAUCAUCUUCAACGUGUAGUGGUAUUGUGGGGAUAAGAAAAACAUUGAUUUUUUAUGAAGGAAAAUCUCCUAAAGGCUCCAGAACUCAAUGGAUCUUGCACGAAUAUCGCCUCGCCAGUGUUGAAAAAACUGGUGCUAAUUGCAACUCAUCUUAUAACUACGUAAACGAGAUAGGAGAUUGGGUUCUGUGUCGCUUAUGGAUGAAGAAAAGAAGUGUAGAAAGUGAUGGCAGCGUUAGUGGUGAGAAGCAUAUGCAUGUUGAAAGUCAUCCAAGGUUGUUUGAUUUUAUGAUGGUAGGUAACAGUAACAGUAACAGUAACACACACUCUUGUACAUCCUCAUCGUGUUCAAGUUCCAGUAACAUCAUGGAGGUCUCUUCAAAUGCAUCGGAUCAUGAAGAAACAAGUGCCUAUGCCUAUUUUUAACUGCAAAUUUGUCCAUGUCUCUAUUCAUUAAGGAAAAUGGAUCAUAUGCCAGAGGAUAUAUUCCCCACUGAUUUGCUUCUUCAAUACUAAUUAAGGAAAAUUGAUAAUAAAUAUGGCUAUGCCCAUUUUUAAUGGAUGUAUCAGAUGGGUCUUUCCUAUCAUCAUCUUCUAAUGUGCUUAUUUUUCGUCUUUUUAAUUAGCGCUAGUUUCGAAUGUGGCAGUAGAAUAAUGUCUUUUGCUAAAUUGAAAAGAAAAAAAAAACGGUUGAAAUGUGUUUUAAGCACUUUUA
Messenger RNA from Cajanus cajan (pigeon pea), 1115 nucleotides. Its product is annotated as NAC domain-containing protein 83. Lineage: Eukaryota; Viridiplantae; Streptophyta; Magnoliopsida; Fabales; Fabaceae. Gene Ontology annotation, biological process: regulation of DNA-templated transcription. Gene Ontology annotation, molecular function: DNA binding. The record is from RefSeq and is a predicted model, not a curated record.